ACUAGUAAUGGAGUCGACUCAAGAGAAGGUUAUUUUGAGAGAGAGAGAGAGAGAGACAGAAAGUCAAUCAGAUUCAAUGACUCCAUACCAGUUGUCAUUUUUUUUCCUUCGCCAAAUAAAUUAACUAAACAGUGUUAUUUAGAUUUCAAGAAAAUCUUGCUCGAGUAGUAGCAGAAGAAAGCACAAGUAAUUGUGAUUUCUUGAGAAGGAAAUCUUAUUAGUAGUAGAUACUACAUACAGAUAGAUAAGGAAUGGCAACGAAGCAGCAGCAAGCGGCAGCGGUGAAGGUGGGGUUGGGGUUAAUGGCGGUGUGUAUAGCAGGAUACAUUCUGGGGCCGCCUCUUUACUGGCACUUGAAAGAAGGGUUUGUUGCUGUUGCUCGAUCUUCUCCAAUUUGCUCUCCUUGUGACUGUGAUUGCUCUUCUCAGCCUCUCCUCUCCAUUCCUCAAGGAUUGAGCAAUGCAUCAUCCUUCACAGAUUGUGCGAAGCAUGACCCAGAGGUGAAUGAAGAUACUGAGAAGAAUUUUGCAGAGCUACUGAAAGAGGAAUUGCAGCUGCGGGAAAUUGAAGCACUAGAGAAUCAGCGGCGGGCUGAUAUAGCUCUGCUUGAGGCUAAGAAGAUUGCAUCCCAGUAUCAGAAGGAAGCUGACAAAUGCAAUUCAGGGAUGGAAACCUGUGAAGGAGCAAGGGAGAAAGCAGAAGCCACAUUAGCAGCACAAAAGAAAUUGACAUCAAUCUGGGAGCUAAGGGCGCGUCAAAGAGGAUGGAAAGAUGGGGCUGCCAAGUCCCAUACCUAAUCUCAGGGAAAUGUCCAGUCUGUGUUGGAAAGAUGGGGCUGCCAAGUCCCAUACCUAAUCUCAGGGAAAUGUCCAGUCUGUGUAAAAGAUCUGCCGUGGCCUCGUCAAACCUGCUCCUCUUCUCGGUGCUAUGUUAUUAUAUUCACAGCCAAGUCAGCAUGAUACGAAUAUGAUUUAUAUUUGAGAUUGUAACAGUCAAGUAUACCGUUAUCAAGAAGCCUUUUGAAACUAUCAAGCUGUUUAAAAAUCCCCAAAGUGCAUUCCUGCUAUUUCUUUCAGUAAAAUGUUUUGCUUGUAAAACUCUAGAAGUACAGAUUGAUUGAUUUAUUUUAAUGAAAAAAAUAGCAGAUAAUAUGUCUGCAAGUGUCUA
Molecule: messenger RNA, 1167 nt
Organism: Populus nigra (black poplar)
Lineage: Eukaryota; Viridiplantae; Streptophyta; Magnoliopsida; Malpighiales; Salicaceae
Exons: 3
Coding region: 252-797 (181 amino acids)
Source: RefSeq, a predicted model, not a curated record